AUGGCUACUCGACCUGACGAAUCCGUGACCCCAAUGGACGUCGACGACAUCGACCCCAAGCUCCAGCAAUCAGCAUCCACAAACACUAUAGACGACGAUGACGAUGACGACCCCGUCACGGCCACCUACAACGUCUUCAUAAAUCCCUCCCUCCCGCUGGGCCGUCGCCUACUCAUCCUCCAGCACCCAAACACCGCCAGCGACACCCCUCAGGCCGCACCCACCGAGCUCCGCCUCAAGACCCGCGCAGGCAUGGUCGAGGUCGACCUGCCCCUCGACCACAGCGUCGCCUACGACCGCGAGAAGGGUCUCAAGUGGGGAAAGGGCCUGCAAGCUUCCAUGGCGGCCAAGAAUGGUGGUAGUCAUGGUCUGGCUGGUGGUUUUGGCGUUGGUGGUGUGCAGGGUCGUGGUGGGAGGAAGAAGACUGAGGAGGACGCUGAUAACCUGGACUGGGCUGAGGCUGUCCGACAGGACAAGGUGUUGAGGACGCAGACUCUGGGUGGACAUUAUCCCAAAACUCAGAAACAGCUACACAUGGUUGGCGUCUUUCAAGGGAAGGAGCUCCAUCUCACCCCCGUCUCAUCCCUCGUUAUGCUUCGUCCUCAGCUACACCACAUAGACGCAGCCGUUCAACUCGAUCGCCAAGCCAACUCAAAGGAUGCAGGCCCAUCUUCAGGUGCUGGCACAGCCCGGGCUAUCCACAUGACAGUCAAGACCACCGGAGACGGCGAUACAGUCACUACCGAAACCAUGGCUGACCGCCUACGCGCCGUCCAGUCCGAAAACUGGCGCAAUCUGCGCUUCACCGACGAGAACGAGGAGGCCGCCUGGGAGGUUUACAACGAGAGUCUGUUUCUGCGUCCCACUGAGGACGAAACUCAGGACGAGGAGACAAAGGGCAAGGAGACAAAGGUUGACGCCGCUGCAAAGGAGGAGCGGCCGUUGGAGGAUUCUGUUCCCCAUUUGGGUCGCAAGUGGGAUGAUGACGAGUACUUUGAGGCUGUCUUCAAAGUGAAGAAGCCCAAACCCGGCUUCCCAAGCGAAUCUUAG
Messenger RNA from Fusarium vanettenii 77-13-4, 1050 nucleotides. RefSeq lists its product as uncharacterized. The coding region runs from base 1 to 1050 and encodes 349 amino acids. The record is from RefSeq and is a predicted model, not a curated record. Gene Ontology annotation, biological process: DNA-templated transcription. The transcript is spliced from 2 exons. NCBI's taxonomy places the organism in Eukaryota, Fungi, Ascomycota, Sordariomycetes, Hypocreales, Nectriaceae. Gene Ontology annotation, cellular component: RNA polymerase III complex; nucleus.